UGGUAAAGGGCAGGGCUAAAGAAGGGAGUGUCCAUAAACGGGACUCAGAACUUGUAACAGAAAAUUAAAAUAUACUCCACUCAAGGGAAUUCUGUACUUUGCCCUUUGGGUAAAGUCUCAUUUAAAUUUCUAAACUUUUCUUAAGAAAAUCGAAUUUCCUUUGAUCUCUCUUCUAAAUUACAGAAAUCAGAUAAAAAACUACUUGGUGAAAUGACUUCUUGUCACAUUGCUGAAGAACAUAUACAAAAGGUUGCUAUCUUUGGAGGAACCCAUGGGAAUGAGCUGACCGGAGUAUUUCUGGUUAAGCAUUGGCUAGAGAAUGGCGCUGAGAUUCAGAGAACAGGGCUGGAGGUAAAACCAUUUAUUACUAACCCCAGAGCAGUGAAGAAGUGUACCAGAUAUAUUGACUGUGACCUGAAUCGCAUUUUUGACCUUGAAAAUCUUGGCAAAAAAAUGUCAGAAGAUUUGCCAUAUGAAGUGAGAAGGGCUCAAGAAAUAAAUCAUUUAUUUGGUCCAAAAGACAGUGAAGAUUCCUAUGACAUUAUUUUUGACCUUCACAACACUACCUCUAACAUGGGGUGCACUCUUAUUCUUGAGGAUUCCAGGAAUAACUUUUUAAUUCAGAUGUUUCAUUACAUUAAGACUUCUUUGGCUCCACUACCCUGCUACGUUUAUCUUAUUGAGCAUCCUUCCCUCAAAUAUGCGACCACUCGUUCUAUAGCCAAGUAUCCUGUGGGUAUAGAAGUUGGUCCUCAGCCUCAAGGGGUUCUGAGAGCUGAUAUCUUGGAUCAAAUGAGAAAAAUGAUUAAACAUGCUCUUGAUUUUAUACAUCAUUUCAAUGAAGGAAAAGAAUUUCCUCCCUGUGCCAUUGAGGUCUAUAAAAUUAUAGAGAAAGUUGAUUAUCCCCGGGAUGAAAAUGGAGAAAUUGCUGCUAUCAUCCAUCCUAAUCUGCAGGAUCAAGACUGGAAACCACUGCAUCCUGGGGAUCCCAUGUUUUUAACUCUUGAUGGGAAGACGAUCCCACUGGGCGGAGACUGUACCGUGUACCCCGUGUUUGUGAACGAGGCCGCAUAUUACGAAAAGAAAGAAGCUUUUGCAAAGACAACUAAACUAACGCUCAAUGCAAAAAGUAUUCGCUGCUCUUUACAUUAGAAAUCACUUCCAGCUCACAUCUUACACAGUGUCUUACAAAUUCUGCUAGUUUGUAAGCUCCUUAAGAGUAGGGUUGUGCCUUAUUCAACUGCAUACAUAGCUCCUAGCACAGUGCCUUAUUCGGUAGGCAGCUAAGCAAAUUUCUUAAAUUAAUUAAUAUAUCAUAAAGAUAUAUUUUAUGUAUGUAGCUUAUUCAAAGAAGUGUUUCCUAUUUCUAUAUAGUUUAUUAUACAUGAUACUUGGGUAGCUCAACAUUCUUAAUAAACAGCCUUUGUAUUCAGAAUAUAAAAUUGAAAUAGAUAUAUAUAAAGUUAUUUGUUUUAUUGUGCUUUGCCUUACUACACUUCACAGAUACUGUACUUUUUUUCCAAAUUGAAGGUUUUUGGCAACCCUGCGUCUAGAAAGUCUAACAGUGCCAUGUUUCCACAGCAUGUGCUCACUCCUUGUCUCUGUGUCACCCUUUGAUAAUAUUUCAAGCUCUUUAUGAUUUAUUAUAUCUGCUAUGGUGAUCUGUGAUCAGUGGCCUUUGAUGUUACUGUUGUUAAGUGUUUUGGGGCACCGUGAAUCGUGCCCAUGUGAGACUGCGAACUUAGUGAAUGUUGUGUGAGUUCUAACUGCUCUACUGACCGGCCAUUUCCUUGUCUCUCUCCCUGUCCUCUGGCCUCCCUGUUCCUUGAGACACAAUAAUUAAUAAGUCUACAGCAGCCUCUGUGUGUUCAAGUGAAAGAAAGGGUCAUACUUCUAGAAAUUAAGCUUAGUAAGGAAGGCAUGUCAAAAGCUGAGACAGGCUGAAAGCUAGGCCUCUUGCACUGGUUAGCCAAGUUGUGAAUUCAAAGAAAAGGAUCUUGAAGAAAAUUAAAAAUUCUACUCCAGUGCACACACACAAAUGAUAAGAAAGCAAAACAACCUUAUUGCUGAUAUGGAGACAGUUUUAGUGGUCUGGAUAGAAGAUCAAACCAGCCACAACAUUAAGCCAAAGCAUGACCCAGAGCAAGGCCCUAACUUUCUUCAAUUCUGUGAAGGCUGAGAGAGGUGAGGAAGCUGCAGGAAGCUGGGAGAGGUUGGUUCACAAAGUUUAAGGAAAGAAGAUAGCUCCAAAACCUACAAGUGGAAAGCAAACCAGCAAGUUGCUGAUGUGGAAGCUGUAGCAAGUUAUCCAGAAGAUGUAGCUAAAAUCAUUGACAAAGACGGCUACACUAAACAACGGAUCUUCAGUGUAGUUGAAACAGCCUUCUACGGGAAGAAGAUGCUAUCUAGGACUUUCCUAGCUAGAGAGGAGAAAUGAAUGCCUAGCUUCAAAGCUUCAAAGGACAGCCUGACUCUCUUAAGAGCUAACACAGCUGGUGACUUUCAGUUAAAGCCAAAGCUCAUUAACUGUUUCAAAAAUCCUAAAACUCUGUUUUUUGUUUUUUUUUUUUGAGAUGGAGUCUCGCUCUGUCGUCCAGGCUGGAGUGCAGUGGCGCAAUCUCGGCUCACUGCAAGCUCCGCCUCCCAGGUUCAUGCCAUUCUCCUGCCUCAGCCUCCCCAGUAGCUGAGAUUACAGGCGCCUGCCACCAUGCCUGGCUAAUUUUUUGCAUUUUUUUAGUAGAGAUGGGGUUUCACCGUGUUAGCCAGGAUGGUCUCGAUCUCCUGACCUCAUGAUCCGCCUGCCUCGGCCUCCCAAAGUGCUGGGAUUACAGGCGUGAGCCACCACGCCCGGCCCAAAAAUCCUAGGACUCUGAAGACUGAUGCUAAACCUGCUGUGUCUGAGCUCUAUAAAUGGAACAACAAAGCCUCGCUGGCAGCACAUCUGUUUGCGGCAUGGUUUACUGUAUGUUUUAAGCCCACUGUUGAGACCUACUGCUUGGGAAAAAAAAAAAAAAUUCCUUUCAAAAUACUACUGCUGAUUGACAAUACACCAUGUUACCCAAGAGCUCUGCUGGAGAUGUGCGAAGAGAUUAGCAUUGUUUUCGUGCCUGCUACCAUGACAUCCAGCCGAAGCCCAUGGAUCAAGGCAUCAUUGUGACUUUCAAAUCUAACUAUUUAAGAAAUACAUUUCAGGCUGGGGGAGGGGAGAAAAAAGAAAAGAAAGAAAGGAAGAAAAAAUCAUUUCAUAAGGCUACAGCUGCCAUAGAUAGUGAUUCCUCUGAUGGAGCUGGGCAAAGUAAACAGAAAACCUCUGGAAAGGAUUCAGCAUUCCAGAUGCCAUUAAGAACAUUCAGGAUCCGUGGGAGGAGAUCGAAAUAUCAACAUUAACAGGACUUUGGAAAAAGUGAAUUCCAACCCUCUUGGAUGACUCUGAGGAGUUCGAGACUUGAGUAAAGGAAGUCAUGCAGAUGUACAGCAAGAGAAUGAGAAGUGGAGCCUGAAGAUGUAACUGAAUUGCUGCAAUCUCAUGAUCACACUUGAAUGGAUGAGGAGUCGCUUCUUAUAAAUGAGCAAAAAAGUGGUUUCUUGGCUGCAAUCUACUCUCGUUGCAGAUGCUGUGAACACUGUUGAAAUGACAAAGGAUUUAGAAUAUUACGUAAACAUAGUUGAUAAAGCAGCAGCAGGGUUUAAGAGGAUUGACUCCUAUUUUGAAAUGAGUUCGGCUGGGAGAAGUGGCUCAUGCCUGUCAUCCUAGCACUUUGGGAGGCCAAGGCAGACAGCUCACCUGAGGUAAGGAGUUUGAGACCCCUCUCUACUAAAAAUACAAACAUAUUAGCUGGGCGUGGUGGCACGUGCCUGUAGUCCCAGCUACUUGGGAGGCUGAGGCAGGAGGAUCACUUGAACCCAGGAGGCAGAGGUUGCAGUGAGCCAAGACUGCACCACUGCACUCCAGCCCGGUGGACACAGCAAGCCUCCAUCUCAAAAAAAAAAAAAAAAAUGAGUUCUACUGUGAAUAAAAUGUUAUUAAACAGCAUUUCAUGCUACAGAGAAAUCUUUCAUGAAAGGAAGAGUCAAUCAAUGCAGCGAACUUCAUUGUUUUAUUUUAAGAAAUUGUCACAGCCAUCCCAACCCUCAGUGCCCACCACCCUGAUCAGGCAGCCAUCAUCAAGGCAAGGCCCUCCACUAGCAAAAAGAUCAUGAAUUGCUGAAAGCUCAAAUGAUGGUUAGCUUUUUUAGCAAUAAAGCAUUUUUAAUGAAGGAAUGUACAUGUUUUAGAUAUAAUGCUAUUACACAUUUAACAUACUACAUAUAGUGUGAGCAUAACUUCUACAUGUACUGGAGAAUCAAAAAAUAUGUGUGGCUCAUCUGUUAUAAUGUUUGUUUUAUUGUGGUAAUCUGGAGCCAAGGCUGAAAUAUCUCUGAGGUAUGCCUGUAAUGUAUAAGUGCUAGCAGAAACGAGUUGUGCAGGCUUGCUAUUUUUUUCAAUUUUUAUAUUUGGGUUAAUGGUAAUAUACUAAGCGUCUAGUCUAUAAACUUCAGCAUUCGUUGCGAAAUCCAGAGGAGACUUUUAAGUGCUGUUUUGUAGAUGAAAUAUCAAAAAGAAACAAGGGCUUAAUGGUAAAGAUGACAUAUGACUAUAUUAAGAAACUGAAUGGCCCUUUGUCCACAAACAGUAACCCACACAGCAUUGCUACUGUGGCAUGCCCACUGCUCUGCACUGACCUCAUGGAGCAGAGAACCUCCUUCAGACACCUCACGCACCCCCUGAGGAGCUAAUGUUUCUUCCCAACAUGGAAAAUUUGGAAGAGGCCUAUUCUUCACAGCUGUCACUUCUCAUUUUGAAAGAAUAUGCCCACCCUUAUUCCCAGGCAAGUUGUGAGGAGGUCUUUGGGCUCCAGCUGUUGCCAGCAGAGGUGGUGAAAGUCAACAACAGGGCACUGGACACACAUAGAAAUGUGACCCACAGCUAUGGUUUGCAAAUACAGUCUUUCAAGAAGUCCUGCCACGUCCUAAAUGCCCAAAUCCCUUGCCUCCCAUGAUUCUUCUCCUCAAAGGACCUUCUGCUGGAUGCCGCCCCCUCCCUCUCCAGUCCCACCAGCGCCCUCCCCGCCAUCCUCUUAGGCCACAGCAGCCAAUAAAGAGCGUUUUUAUUCCAUGAUCUGUACCCCCAAUGAAUCCAUAAUCAUAGUUUCAAAUGUAUUUACCAAAAAUACUAACAUUAUCUGGAAUGAAUGAAUGAAUGAAUGAAUAAAUAAAUAAAUAUUAUAUAUUUAUACAUUUUCAUUCUUCCAAAGUGAACCCCACUAUGCCAAUUUUACUCCAUACUCAGUGUUCUGGAAAGCCCAUAUUCUUUCUAAAUUUUUCAGCAUUUUUUUCUAUUUUUGUACUUUACCGAAAUUAUUUGCAUUGGAAUAAACUCUCUUCCUUCUGAA
Messenger RNA from Gorilla gorilla gorilla (western lowland gorilla), 5432 nucleotides. RefSeq names its product aspartoacylase (gene ASPA). The coding region runs from base 211 to 1152 and encodes 313 amino acids. Gene Ontology annotation, cellular component: cytosol. Gene Ontology annotation, molecular function: hydrolase activity, acting on carbon-nitrogen (but not peptide) bonds, in linear amides; hydrolase activity, acting on ester bonds. The transcript has 6 exons. Lineage: Eukaryota; Metazoa; Chordata; Mammalia; Primates; Hominidae. The record is from RefSeq and is a predicted model, not a curated record.